AUGUCGACCAGCCGCAGAUUCAAGAGUCAUGGCAUGAGGAGGGGCAAGAACCGAGCUCCUCACAAGGGAGUCAAGAGAGGUGGCAGCAAAAGAAAAUACCGGAAGGGCAGUCUGAAGAGUAGAAAACGGGGAGAUGACUCCAAUCGCCAUUACCGCUCCCACUUGUGAUGCCACCUGCGGGCUCUGUCCUGGUGGACUUCACACAAUGCCAGGCAGCGACGAGAGGAUG
Molecule: messenger RNA, 229 nt
Organism: Lynx canadensis (Canada lynx)
Lineage: Eukaryota; Metazoa; Chordata; Mammalia; Carnivora; Felidae
Gene: TNP1
Product: transition protein 1
Exons: 2
Coding region: 1-168 (55 amino acids)
Biological process (GO): chromatin remodeling; spermatid nucleus elongation; spermatogenesis
Cellular component (GO): male germ cell nucleus; nucleosome
Molecular function (GO): DNA binding
Source: RefSeq, a predicted model, not a curated record